AUGGGACCGGACCAUGGUGUUCAGAGUCUGAGUGGGACCGGACCAUGGGGUUCAGAGUCUGAGUGGGACCGGACCAUGGGGUUCAGAGGAUUCAGACCACUGUCCUACAAAGUGCUUUUUACCUUCUUGCACCACCCGGGACCCUUCCUGCUGGAGUGGGACAGGCUGGCCCCCGUGGGUGAGUGGCUGCGCUGGGAUGGAGGCUGGCGGAGGUGGAGCAGCCCGCAGAGAGUGCUCCGAGCCCAGGGGCGCAGAGCCAGUGAGGGGUAUCCCAACGGGGAGGGGUGGGGGGGCUACAGCCAUGGAGCGCCAAUGGAGAUAGCAGCUCCCAUCGGGUCCGGGACGGCAGCGGUGGUGGUGGACCAUGGCGGGUUUGGGGGCCGGUACAAGGGCUCGGAGGGAGGCAGAGAGGUGGGCACCGCGGCGUGUUUCGGCCAGGUGUCCAAGCGGCUCGGGCGGCUGCUCAAAAGACUCCCCAAGUCCAAGUCCUGGAGCGAGAGUCUGAGGGUCCUGAGGAGGUCCGCGUCCAACGGGUCUCUACUCGCCAACUCAGCCCGGCGGAUCCACACCUCGAGCCGUGACGAUCUUUCCGUUCAGAAUCUGGACGGGUUCGAGGUGAAAACAGAUAAAGGACGUGAGGACAACGCCAAAGUCAACAGCUCAGGGGGCAUUACAGGGGGCAAUCUGGGAGACUGCAGCUACACGUGCCACCUGGAGUGUGAGAGCCACGUCCAGCUCGACUGUAACCAGAGACACAGAGAGCAUGAACGAACUACACCUCCCAGAAUCCUUUGCUCCACACCGGCACAGCCACAGUGGCCGAAUCCUUGCAUCCGCAUUCAGAAAAGAAGAGAGCAUUUUGAACAGCAGCUGUGUCAGUAUUACAUUAGCAUAAUCCAGACAGAGGGGUCAGGAGGAGGCAGGAGGAGGCAGGGGUCAGGAGGAGGCAGGGGUCAGGAGGAGACAGGAGGGGCAGGAGGAGGCAGGGGUCAGGAGGAGACAGGAGGGGCAGGAGGAGGCAGGGGUCAGGAGGAGACAGGAGGCAGGAGGAGGCAGGGGUCAGGAGGAGACAGGAGGCAGGAGGAGGCAGGGGUCAGGAGGAGACAGGAGGGGCAGGAGGAGGCAGGGGUCAGGAGGAGACAGGAGGCAGGAGGAGGCAGGGGUCAGGAGGAGACAGGAGGGGCAGGAGGAGGCAGGGGUCAGGAGGAGACAGGAGGGGGCAGGAGGAGGCAGGAGGAGGCAGGGGUCAGGAGGAGGCAGGGGUCAGGAGGAGGCAGGGGUCAGGAGGAGACAGGAGGCAGGAGGAGGCAGGGGUCAGGAGGAGACAGGAGGGGCAGGAGGAGGCAGGGGUCAGGAGGAGACAGGAGGGGGCAGGAGGAGGCAGGAGGAGGCAGGGGUAAGGAGGAGGCAGCGGUCAGGAGGAGACAGGAGGAGGCAGGAGGAGACAGGAGGAGGCAGGGGUCAGGAGGAGACAGGAGGCAGGAGGAGGCAGGGGUCAGGAGGAGACAGGAGGCAGGAGGAGGCAGGGGUCAGGAGGAGGCAGGGGUCAGGAGGAGGCAGGGGUCAGGAGGAGACAGGAGGCAGGAGGAGGCAGGGGUCAGGAGGAGACAGGAGGGGCAGGAGGAGGCAGGAGGAGGCAGGGGUCAGGAGGAGGCAGGGGUCAGGAGGAGACAGGAGGGGUCAGGAGGAGACAGGAGGAGACAGGGGUCAGGAGGAGGCAGAGGGCAGGAGGGGGCAGGAGGAGGCAGAGGGCAGGAGGAGACAGGGGGCAGGAGGAGACAGAGGGCAGGAGGAGACAGGAGGCAGGAGGAGACAGGGGGCAGGAGGAGACAGAGGGCAGGAGGAGACAGGAGGCAGGAGGAGACAGAGGAGACAGGGGGCAGGAGGAGGCAGAGGGCAGGAGGAGACAGGGGGCAGGAGGAGGCAGAGGGCAGGAGGAGACAGGGGGCAGGAGGAGACAGAGGGCAGGAGGAGACAGGGGGCAGGAGGAGACAGAGGGCAGGAGGAGACAGGAGACAGGGGGCAGGAGGAGACAGGGGGCAGGAGGAGACAGAGGGCAGGAGGAGACAGGGGGCAGGAGGAGACAGAGGGCAGGAGGAGACAGAGGGCAGGAGGAGACAGGGGGCAGGAGGAGGCAGAGGGCAGGAGGAGACAGAGGGCAGGAGGAGACAGGGGCAGGAGGAGACAGAGGGCAGGAGGAGACAGGGGGCAGGAGGAGACAGGGGGCAGGAGGAGACAGAGGGCAGGAGGAGACAGAGGGCAGGAGGAGACAGAGGGCAGGAGGAGACAGGGGGCAGGAGGAGACAGAGGGCAGGAGGAGACAGGGGGCAGGAGGAGACAGGGGGCAGGAGGAGGCAGAGGGCAGGAGGAGACAGAGGGCAGGAGGAGACAGGGGCAGGAGGAGACAGGGGCAGGAGGAGACAGGGGCAGGAGGAGACAGAGGGCAGGAGGAGACAGGAGACAGGGGGCAGGAGGAGACAGAGGGCAGGAGGAGACAGGGGGCAGGAGGAGACAGAGGGCAGGAGGAGACAGGGGGCAGGAGGAGACAGAGGGCAGGAGGAGACAGGGGGCAGGAGGAGGCAGAGGGCAGGAGGAGACAGAGGGUAG
This is a messenger RNA of Knipowitschia caucasica, 2607 nucleotides long. NCBI's taxonomy places the organism in Eukaryota, Metazoa, Chordata, Actinopteri, Gobiiformes, Gobiidae. The record is from the annotation of a GenBank genome assembly.